ACUAUAACACUUCGUCAAACUUCAUGAAACUUUCACACCACAUUAGAAUGUUUCCCAAAAACAGAUUUCCUGAUAUUUUUUUUUGCUUUAGUGAUUUUCGUAAAGCAAAUAAAGGACAAAUAACACAUCACCAAGAUAUCUCCAGCCAAAUCUGAUGGCAAAUUUGAACUCCUGAGAAAGUUUCCAUGAUUUUAAGUCCAAAUUUUCCCUCUGCCCAUCAGUAUAUUGACUAGAUAGAAAUGCUCAUGUAAUUUAUCAUAAUCUGCAAGCUUAUUCCCCUAAUCGAACAUUUUCGGAAUCACUAUGACCGAAACUGUGAACAGCCAUUUGUUUAUCAAUAAUGUUCCAACCCGAAGAAACUCAUAUAAUUAUCCGGAUCAUCUUCCCGAGGCCAUCCUAGAACAGCAUGGUGCCGAGUUUUAUUAGACUUAACAAACUAUCAAUUUUACGGUUUUCGAACAAGUGCAACUGAGAUGCUCCAUUAUUGGUCUGAGAUUGCGCACCAACCGAGAGUUUUUCCCUUUUCUAACGUAUGCUAAUCAUGUGAGAACAUAUUUUGCUGGGGUUUUCCAAGAGGGUUUCCGACAUUUUUGGAGAUAGCUUACGCGUGACCUCCACUGUGAUCUUCAGCUUAGCUUAUCAAACAGAAACCAAUACGCUGAAUUCAUUCCAUUCUGAUUCUUUGUAUCACCGCAUUCGCGUGCGGAUCUUCUUCCAAGGCACAAGCUCGCCAGCAAUCGAAAUGAACUCACCGAACAUUCGCUUCGGUUUUCUACUGCUAGCACUGUUUGUAAAAUAUUGUGCCCAAGUUCAAGGUGAACGCAUUUCAGAAACAAAAUGUGAAGAAUAUCGAGCAAAAACUUUAAACAAACAAUCGACAAUUACGUUGUCUGCAAACCCCACGAUUAUAAAGCAUCUAAGUUACAGUUGUUCGAAAACCGUUGAAUUAAUAGUCGGAGGAGAAGCUGCAGGCCGCCGUGAGUUUCCACACCACGCUAUCCUGGGAUGGCCCCGGAAAGAUAAUACGAACGAGUAUGAAUUUCACUGUGGUGGAUCAUUGAUAAGCGAAUGGUUUGUACUAACGGCUGCCCACUGUUUCAAAAAAACUUAUCCUGAAAUAGUACGAUUAGGGGAACACAAUCUGUUAGAUAAAGAUACAUAUUAUGCAGAUUUCGAAAUUUCCGAAUUCGUUUUGCAUCCUAAUUAUGUCUUUGGCCGAGUUUACUACGAUAUUGCUCUGAUUAAACUAGAAAACAAGGUGAAUUUCUCCAAUCAUAUCAGGCCGGCUUGUCUUUGGACGGGAACAACAUUCAACUUCACAAAGGUAGUAGCAACUGGUUUUGGAUUAGAUGAUGAUAGUGGAAACCGAAAUGAUGUAUUGCACAAAGUUGGGCUUGACCUAUUGGAAACGGAGAAGUGCGAGGCUCAGUACGGAAGUCAAAGAACAUUUAGGAAAGGUAUAGUGGACAGCCAAAUUUGCAUCGGUAGCCAUGAAGGAAAUAAAGAUACAUGCGUUGGAGAUUCCGGAGGCCCGGUACAGGUUGUAACGGAUCCCAAAGGUUGUCUGUACCAUAUCGUAGGAGUUACAUCAACCGGUUCCUCAUGCGGAAAAGCACCAGGUAUAUAUACUCGUGUUUCGAGCUUCAUCGAUUGGAUAGAAAGUAAGGUUUGGAACUGAUGUAGAAAUUAGUCUCAUAUAAGUAAGACUUACUUUAAAAAUGUAGGCGUUUCGUUCAACGAAAGUUUGUAACAGAAAUUCAAAUAAAUAAAUAAUUAAAUAACAUUGUGAACAAUAUGAUGUGUACAUAUUUCGCUUUAAAAUUGUAAGAUUUCUUUUUCUAUUGUUUAAAUUGUUUUGGAUGUCGAAAAUGGUUUGUAUUUGACAAAUAUAAGAUUUGUAUUUGAUCACUAGAGUUAAACACCUGUCCCAUUCCAUAAUAUUCCGUACCAUCCUAUGAAUUUGUAAAUUUCAAAAGCAACCAUCCAUACUUAAUUUGAUAUUUAACGAUCGUAAGCUGUCAAGUCAUAACAAAUUUAUGGGCCGCCCAGGUGUUUUUGGUCCAUACUAUAUAACUAACCCCGUAAGUGGGAAUAAAGGUUCUUUUCAUAUUCAAAACGAAUCCAUACACAGCUCUCUAAGUGAAAAUCUUUUUUUUACAUAACAAACGUCAAUGGGUCCGUCAGCUCCGUCAUCAUCACUCACAUUAGGAGCUAUUUUAAUUUGACCUAAAUUGUAAGUCGUACUGUCAUAUAUCCACACAUACAAAAUACAACAUUCACACCACCUGAUGUAUACACUACACAUUGACGACUUUGGGGCUCUAGCUUUCCCUCCAUUAUACUUGAUUGUCACUACGAUAAUAGUUACGGAACAGAAAACACGUGCGAAUUAUAAGUUCUCGAUAAGUUAGAAAUACCGACUUCAUUCGUGAGUUUCCGAAAUUCCCUCCCGGUCAUAAUAGUUUCUGGCGACGAGGAUGACUGAAAAGUCUACGAGUUCCGGUAGUUCGAGCGGUAAAAGUUCGCGAAACCCUAAAAG
This is a messenger RNA of Uranotaenia lowii, 2539 nucleotides long. Its product is annotated as serine protease snake-like. Gene Ontology annotation, biological process: proteolysis. Gene Ontology annotation, molecular function: serine-type endopeptidase activity. The transcript is spliced from 4 exons. The record is from RefSeq and is a predicted model, not a curated record. The coding region runs from base 743 to 1678 and encodes 311 amino acids. NCBI's taxonomy places the organism in Eukaryota, Metazoa, Arthropoda, Insecta, Diptera, Culicidae.